AUGGAAUACGUGAACACCCACUUUACGUCUCUUGGAGACUUAAAUGACGUGGACGAUCACAUCACAAAGCUUAAAGACAAAUUGGCUUGUAUCGACGCUGCGGCGAAGGAACGAAGCUUGGGGAACGAAGCGCCAGUGCCUGAUUCAGUGGCCAGCUUGCUACUGCAAAUUAAGGAAGGAAAUUUGGUGGAGGCAGCGGAGUUGAUCAGAGAGCAUGGAACUGAACUGACAAAAUUGCAACUAAGCAAGCUUGAAGAGGAAAAACAACACCUCGAAUUAGUCCAGGAAGCGUUGGUUUUGGGUGCACAAAUCGAGACAGAGCUCGAUGGGGGAGACAACUUGAGUUUAGAAAGAUUGAGGCAAUGCGCAGAAAAAACAAGCACAAUUGACCACUUUGACACCAAAGAGGUUCUUGACGCUAAGCUUGAAGAAGUGAUUCUUCGGAGAAAGAGGUCGUUGUUACCCCAGCUUGACUCUCAGUUGCAAGAGAUCAGGUGGCUCUCGCCCAAGGAGACCAUUUCGGUGCCAGCACUGAAAAUGAAGGCCAUUUCAAGACUUUUGGCUGACCUUGUGGACCUUCAGGCAAUCUCUGGGACCCCGCAUUACCCAAAUGUGUGGUGGGCGCUAGAGAGCCUUGUGAGCCCGUUUGUCGUGCGCUUCAACUACCAUUUUGGCCAAGUUUCUGAGACGAAUCGGAUAUCGCGUCCUGAAUGGGCAUUGAACUAUGUGGAGAAGUUUUUUGCCGACUAUCUUUCCUCAAUUGAGCUCCUAAUUGGCGACAGUUUUGUAAAGCAUGGCCGUAUUGGCGUCUUCGAGGUGAUCACAGCAGCGCUUGUGCCAGUGAGAGAGAAAAUCAAUGGGAUGGCCAAGACCCUAAAUUCACAUAUUGAGAAAGCAAACGAGGAAGACGACCUAGAUAUGCUCGAGAAGUAUGGCAGGCUUCUCUCGCACUUGAUCUUUGAGAUGUCUUCUUUUGAUCAGAGACUCCGUGUGGGCUACAAGUAUAAUCCUCACAUCGAGAGCUUUGAGACGCCACCAGAUAAAAAGUGGAUGGGGCUCACAGGUGACAUUUUUAUGGGCUCUGGAAACAGUGAUAGUCCUGUCGUGACCAACUGGCUCAAUUUGGAGCUUCAGCUCGCCAAAAGGCGCUUCGAAAACGACAUUAUUGGUCGCGAGGAUGCAUUUGAGAUUGACUACGAAUACGACGCCUCCUCUGCCAAUCCCCAUAUUGUGCUAAAGCCAAGUUUCUCGGCAUAUGCUUUGGUGAAACUCUUUGACAAUCUAACGACCCACUUCAAGACCCUCAGUAUUGUCAAGUAUCAGCUCAAAUACGUGUCGAACAUUCAACUUACUUUUCUUGAUGAGUAUUUGAAGGCGACAGAAAAUGCAUUCAAGGUUUUUAACGAGUCACUCAGCUCUAAAUUGAUUUCCAACUUCCUUCCAGCUUCAGCGAAGUCUAGCAGUACAUCGACCACCCCCGUUGUAGUUAACAAUGGGUUGAAAGGUUUGGAAAUGCUCACAGGGCUAUACUGCUCAUUGAAGUUCAUGAUCCAGCACAUGGAACAGUGGAGCGUAGAGCUUUUGUUCGUUCAACUAUGGAACUUCUACAAAAAUAUUUCAACCUCAAAAGUUUCUGAUGAUUCGAUUUUUAGCUCCGCUAUUGAGCAAUAUACUGCUAUGCUUAAGAAAGUGUUCUCCAAGUACGAUGAGUUUUUCAGAAAAGAGAUCCGUGGGGCCCUCAAAAUGUUUGUCAACUCGGCCGUUUGGGUUAUUGACGACGAGUCACCCAAAAAUCAGCCAUCGACACAGCUUUCAAACUUCAUCACCAUCGUACCAGCAUACAUGUCCUUUCUCAAACGUGCACUUCCAGAGACAGACUACUUUCUUGUAACUAGCAAAGUGUGUGACUGUUUUGCCUCUAUCUUUCAUGAGUAUGUUGUCACCAACAACCAGUUCAAUUCCAACGGCGUCGAGCAGCUCAAAACCGACUUUGACUGCUUAGUCAGUCACUUAUCUGUGCCGCUCAUGCUCAAUGACGACCACACGCUAUUCACCAACGUGAAUAACAGAAACUACAAGAAAGUUCUCCAAUCAUUGGAGAUGUUGAGCUCCCUCGAUGCGGCCACGGCCAAAUCUCUAAGAAACAAUGCCGUGGAACCUCUGCAAAUCCGAGAGAGAUUCUCGACAAAGCUCGACUGUCUCACUGAUCGUGAAGUGAACGACUUGCUCUUUCGAAUUAUUUAA
Messenger RNA from Candidozyma auris, 2244 nucleotides. It is a transcript of the gene TIP20, whose product is annotated as Tip20p. Gene Ontology annotation, cellular component: Dsl1/NZR complex. Gene Ontology annotation, biological process: regulation of ER to Golgi vesicle-mediated transport; retrograde vesicle-mediated transport, Golgi to endoplasmic reticulum; endoplasmic reticulum to Golgi vesicle-mediated transport. The transcript has a single exon. The record is from RefSeq and is a predicted model, not a curated record. Bases 1 to 2244 code for a protein of 747 amino acids. Lineage: Eukaryota; Fungi; Ascomycota; Pichiomycetes; Serinales; Metschnikowiaceae.